AUGGAGGAACGUAUUCGGAAUAAUAUAGUCGUAUCUGUGGAUUGCGGAACGACCCAUUCGGGUGUUUCGUGGAUGCACCCCGAAGCCGAGGACGACGUGCAAUCCGUCGACAAGUGGCCCGGACGCCCUCCAGCAGACACUCUCACCCGGGUACCGACCCGCAUUGCCUACCAGGACGAGAAUGACUCACUUGACAAAACGAAGGCAUGGGGCUACGAAGUAGGCGCAGAGCAUGUAGCAGCUUCCUGGACAAAGCUGCUGUUGGAGCCUGGAGUUGAGGAGGAGAUCGUUGAGAACAGCGACAACAAGGGGUGGGUAGCGUCGGUGGGAAUUUUUACCCGGCCUGGAGGUAGAGACCCGACCCGAAUCAUCCAAGACUUCCUGCAAUUGCUCAGGAAGCACGCGGAGGCUCAGAUCAGGAAAAAAUACAAAGAACUGGGCUAUGCCAUAUUGCCCUUUGUCUACGUUUACACAGUCCCAGCCACGUGGUCGGACACGGCCAUCACCGCUUUGAAGCAAGCUGCUAGUAAAGCAGGGUGUCGCGGAAUUGGUGGGAGUAUCUAUCCUCUUAUCAUUUCAGAGCCAGAAGCGGCUCUCACGACCAUGAUCAAUGACCCGAGAAGUGGGAUUAAGGCAGGAGAUGGAGUUGCUAUCUGCGACUGUGGCGGCGGGACCUUGUGUCCCAUACCGGUACACUUCCAUGGCGGAAGUAUGGAGAUUGACCGGGAUUUCUACACUGCUGCGUCGAAAGGUCUCAUCAGAAGGUUCAGCCAGUUGAAGCGCUCCGAAACUUCACCUACCAGCACUCUCAUGAUAGGUUUCGAGAACGCCAAGCGUGAAUUUGAAGGCACAGUCGGGCCAGACCUCCAAGAACUUACAUACACAAGGAGAGGGAAUGUGUAUUCAUUCAAGUUCACAAGUGUUGAUAUGCUGAGACUUCAGGCUCCUGUGGUCACCAAAAUCUGCUCUGUCUUGGAAGACAUCAUAUCCCAGGGGCAUCGUAAAUCCGGGGCACCGAUUGUGAAGCACAUUUACGUUUCCGGCGCAAUGGCGCGGUCAAUCUAUCUACGUAGCGCAAUUGAUAAACUGUUCGCGGAGUCGCAAAUAGAGACCCACUAUCCGAGUUCUCCGCAAAAUGCGGUAGCCGAGGGUGCUGCCCUUUGGGGAUACAACCGCCUCCGCUUGAAUACACCGUAUCCAUUCGGUGAACCAAUCGGUGAGAAGCAAAGAACUGUAUUUCCCUGCCGAGUGUCACAAGAUCUUCCCUUCUCAGUCAUCAAGAUAUAUGACUCGGAUAAGAGCAAUCCUCCACAAAGCACUGAUCCAAAAAAGGGUGUCCGGAACAUCGGCCGUUUACUCUGCGACUUUACUGAAGCGCUAAGAACGAGUAAAGUGAGUAUUGGUGAGAUUGUUCAGAUCGAGGUUAGCUUCAUUAUAAAGGAUGGUAUGAUACAUGUGAAGGCAGAAUCCCGUGGCGUCCUCUUUGGAGAAAUGGAACUCAAAUGCUUCUACUGACGGAAAGGAGGGUGGUUGUUUUUUGUGCAGGGCAUGGCAUCAAUCAGAAAAAUUGGAGAGUUCUAACCUUUUCGGGCGCACAUUCAUCCCUUGACGAGCUCUUUCUCUGCUCCUAUGUUUCUUAUGGAUGAAAGUUUGUCUUCAUUUCCGCCACUUCC
Aspergillus piperis CBS 112811 is the source of this 1673-nucleotide messenger RNA. Its product is annotated as Hsp70 family protein. The coding region runs from base 1 to 1515 and encodes 504 amino acids. Lineage: Eukaryota; Fungi; Ascomycota; Eurotiomycetes; Eurotiales; Aspergillaceae. The record is from RefSeq and is a predicted model, not a curated record. The transcript has 10 exons.